Molecule: messenger RNA, 675 nt
Organism: Fonsecaea monophora
Lineage: Eukaryota; Fungi; Ascomycota; Eurotiomycetes; Chaetothyriales; Herpotrichiellaceae
Exons: 1
Coding region: 1-675 (224 amino acids)
Biological process (GO): exon-exon junction complex disassembly
Cellular component (GO): exon-exon junction complex; cytoplasm
Molecular function (GO): RNA binding
Source: RefSeq, a predicted model, not a curated record
AUGUCGAAUCCACCUUCUGGCACGCCUCGGGCCAGCAAAUCCGGCAUAGAGACCUCUGCAGAUGGUGCCUCCUACAUUCCGUCUUCGACAAGGGCAGAUGGUUCGACCAGAAAAGAGAUCAGAGUGAGGCCGGGAUAUAGACCGCCAGAAGACGUCGAGACCUACAAGAAUAGGAGUGCCGAAGCAUGGAAGAACAGAGGUCAAGCCGGCGUCCCGGGAGCAGAGACGGUGACUGCGACUAAGAGUGAGGUUUCCACAAUGGGCAAGAAUGCAAAACGCAGGGAGGCGGCGCGGAAGAAAGCAGCCGCGGGAGUGUCAGCAGAGGAUGCAGAAGAUGGACUUUCUUCAGCUAUGCAAAAGACUGAGAUCUCAGAGAGAGAUAAGCACAAGGAGAACUGGGACGAUCCUGCAAAGCUGGCAACUAGUGAGGUAUUGGCGGCCGACGCUGAGAUGGAACAACAGAAGAAGAUUCGCAAUCAACUGAAAAAGUUACGCGCAGUCCGCGAACUGAGAGAAAAGCGGGCGGCUGGCGAGAAGCUGUCGCACGACCAGGUCAUGAAGAUUGGAAAAGAAGGCGAGCUGCUGCGGGAUCUCAAGAAAUUGGGCUACGACGGUCCGGAAUUGCAGGCACUCACAGCUGAUUCUGGAAACGAAGUCGCCGUUCCACCAACUUGA